This is a messenger RNA of Entrophospora sp. SA101, 867 nucleotides long. NCBI's taxonomy places the organism in Eukaryota, Fungi, Glomeromycota, Glomeromycetes, Entrophosporales, Entrophosporaceae. The record is from the annotation of a GenBank genome assembly.
AUGUGCGCAUCGAAGGCUCGAGACGAUUCCAGUGAUUGUUCAAGUCCGAAUAUAAAAAGCCCAACUGAAAGUUCUCCAACUGAUAAUAAACUAGUAUUUACACUUUCACCGACUCCCUUGAGUCCCAAAGAUAAAGGAACAAAACAACCAUUUAGUUCUUUUCAUAGUGAUAGCGAGAGUUCUAAUAUAGGCGAUAUAUUAAACGGAUCUUCGUCUUCUUCUUCUGAAACACUGUCAAAUAAAAGAACAGGAUACCCACAUUUUCAAAUCGGUGUUAGUGAAGAUAGAAAUAGAAGAUGUAGAAGAACAAUGGAGGAUUCUCAUUCAUUUUUUUAUGAUUUUGCGGGAGUUGAGGGUCAAGGAUUCUAUGCCAUAUUUGACGGACACGCUGGAAAAUCUGCAGCUGAAUGGUGUGGAAAUCAUUUUCACGAGCGAGUAUUGUAUACCGCGAAUGUAGGUGAUGCACGAGCUGUUUUAAGUCGUAACAACACUGCAAUUAGAUUAUCAUACGAUCACAAGGGUAGCGAUGCUCAAGAAGCAAAAAGAAUCGUAGACGCCGGUGGAUUUGUUAUGAAUAAUCGUGUAAACGGUGUAUUGGCUGUAACGCGUUCGCUGGGCGAUAGUUCGAUGAAAGAAUAUGUAAUAGGCAGCCCAUACACAACAGAAACCAAUAUUACAGAAUCAGAUUCAUUUUUGAUAUUAGCUUGUGACGGGUUAUGGGAUGUAUGUAACGAUCAAGAUGCUGUUAAUUUAGUCAAAGAUAUCCUGGAUCCACAAGUUGCCAGCGCUAAAUUAAUUGAACAUGCUCUUCAAAACUUUAGUACGGAUAAUUUGAGUGUGAUGGUAAUUAGAUUUACUAAUGGGUAA